AUGGCGCGCUUCUUCACCCUCCUCCUCGCCGUUCUGGCGCCGUUGCUGGCCAUGGCCCAGUCCUCCGAGCAGAUGCUUUAUUCCACCUCGCUCAACACCUGCCAGGCCAAUUCGGGCUUCACCGCCAGCCAUUUCGAGGUCGUCUUCUUGCCCAAGAACAACACCAUCAUACUCAAGCUCAGUGCCAUCUCGACCAUCGAGGGCAACAUCGUUGUUAACUUCGCCAUUCUCGCCUACGGCAUCAGCAUCGAGAGCAAGUCCAUUGACCCCUGCGCGCUCAAGGUCAGCGGCUUUUGUCCCAUGGUUGCCAGCCAGCUGCCCGACCUCGAAUUCGAGGAGACCCUCGACCCCUCCGUCGCCGCCAUGAUCCCGUCCAUUGCCUAUAACUUCCCAGACAUUGAUGCCAAGGUUCACAUCACCAUCAACAUGGCCGAUACGGGCGCCCAGGUCGCCUGUAUCGAGGCUCCCAUCUCCAACGGCAAGACGGUCGAUCUUGUUGGAGUCAAAUGGGCCACUGCUCUCGUCGUCGGUCUGGCUCUCGUCACCUCUGCUGCUCUCUCUACCGUUGGCCAUUACAAUGCUGCUUCUCACGUCGCCGCCAGCGCUCUUUCCCUGGUUGGCUACUACCAGUCCCAGGCGCUCUCCGGCAUGAUCGAGGUUCCUCUCCCUCCUGUCGUCCAGGCUUGGACGCAGGACUUUCAGUGGAGUCUGGGUGUGCUCAAUGUCGGCUUUCUCCAGGACAUCUACACCUGGUACCUGCGCUCGACUGGCGGCACUCCUUCUCACGUGCUCAACAGCGUCGGUACCGUCUCUGUCGAAGUACAGAAGCGUGCGCUCGACCUCUUCAAGCGUGACGAGGUUCAGACGGGCUAUGGCGCCUACGUCAUUUCCGGUCCCGACCGCGUGGCUUUCCGCGAGAACAUGGACGCCACCAACAUCUUCCUCACCGGGCUCGUCACCUACGUCAUUGUCAUGAUCUUCAGCUGCAUCUUUGUUGCUCUGGCCAAGUUCAUUAUGGAUGGCAUGGCCAAGGUCAGGAUCAUCAAGCACGACCGUUUCAUCGAUUUCCGGGCUUCGUGGCUACCUACCCUGAAGGGUAUUCUGUAUCGCAUCACCCUCAUCGGGUUCCCCGCUCUAUGCUUCCUCUGCCUUUUGGAGUUCAAGCGCCGCGACUCGCCCGCCCUGGUCGUCCUCGCCGUGGCCUUCCUCAUUGGCACCCUUGCGACGCUGGGCUAUGCUGCGUACACUGUCAUCGUCAUUGCGCGCCGCUCAAUCGUCUUGCACAAGAACCCCGCCUACAGCCUGUUUGCCGAGGACUCUGCUCUGAACCGCUGGGGCUUCCUGUACAUCCAGUUCCGCGCCUCUGCAUACUACUUCGUGGCCAUCAUGCUUGGCUACAUGUUUGUCAAGUCGCUUGUCAUUGCCGUUGCCAGCGGCAUCGCCUUGGCGAUUGCUCUCAUGAUUGUCGAGGCCGCUGCCUUGAUCGGCGCCUCCGUCAUGCGCCCCUGGAUGGACAAGAAGAUGAACUCUUUCAACAUUGCCAUUGCCGCCAUCAACUUCUUCAACACGAUCUGCAUUUUGAUCUACACCGAAGUUUUUGGACAGCCCGGCAUUGUUACUAGCGUUGCUGGUGUCGUCUUCUGGGUUGUCAACGCCAUCUUCACGACCGUCCUCCUGCUGAUGAUUAUCAUCAGCACUCUCUUUGUUCUCUUCCGCGAAAACCCGGAUACCCGCUACCGCUUCAUGGGCGAUGACCGCACUUCGUUUGUCAAGUCUCAGUCGCACCUCGCCACCACAAACGAGCUCGAUGCCCUAGGCAUGGCCGCGCGUGGCAGCGGAAGCAAUGCCAGAGGUCGUGUUGGAAAUCGAGUCGACGGUGAAGAUGCCGCGCUCGGUGUUACUCGCAAUGGUGGUCGUCACGCCAAGCUGUCUGCGCACUAG
Messenger RNA from Microdochium trichocladiopsis, 1941 nucleotides. RefSeq lists its product as uncharacterized. The coding region runs from base 1 to 1941 and encodes 646 amino acids. The transcript is spliced from 2 exons. Gene Ontology annotation, biological process: fungal-type cell wall biogenesis; transmembrane transport. Lineage: Eukaryota; Fungi; Ascomycota; Sordariomycetes; Xylariales; Microdochiaceae. The record is from RefSeq and is a predicted model, not a curated record.